Molecule: messenger RNA, 1736 nt
Organism: Hibiscus syriacus
Lineage: Eukaryota; Viridiplantae; Streptophyta; Magnoliopsida; Malvales; Malvaceae
Product: myb-related protein 2-like
Exons: 5
Coding region: 276-1415 (379 amino acids)
Molecular function (GO): DNA binding; DNA-binding transcription factor activity
Source: RefSeq, a predicted model, not a curated record
AACAAAGUAGAAGGGGCAAUGCCUCUAUUUCAAUCACUGUGAAUACUGGAUUCGGUCAGGUCUUUCCAUCAGUUAUGUAUGUGUGUGUUGCUUUAUAAAAGCUCUUCUUGGGGGUCAUCUUUGGCGUUAUAAGUAAGAGUAGCCGGUGGAGAACUCGAGGAAGAUUAACUAUCGAAGAAUAGAGAUCGAAGCGGCCGGAUCAGGUAUAGAAACGGAGCCGUAUACCGAACAUGGCUAGCUAGUUGUAUUGGUUCAACAAGAAGGUUGAAACUUACAUGUUUGAGUACUUUUUGGAGACAGAAAAUAUGUACCAACAUCAAGGGAAGAGCAUGCACCAUGAGAGACAUUUGUUCCUGCAAGGAGGGAAUGGCCCUGGAGAUUCUGGUCUUGUUCUUUCGACCGAUGCCAAGCCAAGACUCAAGUGGACGCCUGAUCUUCAUGAACGGUUCAUCAAAGCAGUCAAUCAGCUCGGGGGUGCCGACAAGGCUACUCCUAAAACGGUAAUGAAACUAAUGGAUAUUCCCGGCCUUACCUUAUACCAUCUCAAGAGUCAUCUUCAGAAAUAUAGACUCAGUAAAAAUCUCCAUGGACAAGCUAAUAAUGGAAGUAACAAGAUAGGUGCGGUUGCGACGGCUGGGGAUAGAAUGUCCGAAGCAAAUGGAACUCACAUCAAUAACUUAAGUAUUGGACCUCAAACAAACAAAGGCUUACAAAUCGGUGAAGCUCUGCAAAUGCAAAUCGAAGUGCAGAGAAGGCUGCAUGAACAGCUUGAGGUGCAGCGACAUUUACAGCUUCGUAUUGAGGCUCAAGGGAAAUACUUACAGGCAGUGCUGGAAAAAGCUCAAGAAACACUUGGAAGACAAAACUUGGGUAACACGGGACUCGAAGCAGCCAAAGUGCAGUUAUCUGAACUGGUGUCCAAAGUGUCGAACCAAUGCCUGAAUUCCGCGUUUCCAGAUUUGAAAGACUUGCAAGGCCUAUGCCCCCAGCAUGGGCUAACACAAGGGACUCCACCUGCUGAUUGUUCAAUGGAUAGUUGCUUGACUUCAUGUGAUGGAUCUCAGAAAGAGCAAGAAAUACACAACAAUGGGAUUUGUUUAAGAACAUACAACAGCAAUUCAUUACCGGAAGAUCGACUGCUACCGCAAACUGAGCUCAAAUUGUUCAACAAUAUCAAAAUAGGCAACGAUGCAGAACGAAGAAUGUUUUUUGCAGAUAGAUGCACCAGUGAUUUAUCCAUGAGAAUGGGAUUACAAGGCGAAAAAGGGCAUCCCAGCAACAAUAGCAGAAAUGAAGAUCGAGAGAGCUUAAGACUACCUUAUUGUGCAACAAAGCUGGACUUAAAUGUCCAUGAAGACAAUGAUGCUACUUCAAGCUGCAAACAGUUUGAUUUGAAUGGUCUAAGCUGGAACUGAAAAGGGUCUGUCGAUCUUAAUAGCUGGAGAAACCAAAAGUGGUUGGAGUUCAUCGGAAGAGGAGACUUGAGAAGAAAAUGUUGCUCUUUCUGAUUCAUCUAUGACCCGCUUGAUAAAACCAAAACUAAUUCAAUCUUUAAUUGAAUAAAGUUUGCAGCUAAAAAAGGGUAGAUUUUGCUUCUUGCAACUACAUAAAACAUUAGAUAUGCAGGAAAACAUGGAUUGAUCUGAUUAGAGCGUUAGUGUUAAAAUGCUCAAAGACUUUGCUUUCAUCUGUACAUCAUAACAUUUUAACUUUAACAUGCUAAUAAUCAUAUAAUU